UAUGAAUUAUUUGAGGUUACAAAAUAUCACCUAAUGAUUUUUUGCAAUGACCCGAUGAUAUUCUAACGAGCAAAAAAAAAAAAAAAAAAUAAUAACAAUCAAUUGUUGUUCAUAACAUUUAGUAAAAAAGUAAAAUAACCUUAAGUAAAAACAUUGUGUACUUAACAGUUUUAAAUUGUUGUUGACGAUAUGUAGAUGUCAUCUUGUUUGGACUAUCAAGACCAUUUGUGUAUAUAAAAAUGGCUUCAACUAACUUAAUGUCUUUGGGAAAUGUAGAAAAAAAGGAUUUUUUGAAAUCUUUCGAUUAUUUUAUUUGUGAUUGCGAUGGUGUGUUAUGGCAUGGUAGAGUACCUGUUCCUGGAGCUCAAGAAGUUUUGAAAAAUCUUGUUUCAAUUGGGAAAAAAAGAUUUUAUUUUACCAACAACAGCGCGUUGACGAGAAAACAAUUUGUAGAAAAAUUCAAUAGCCUAGGAUUUGAUGCCAAAGAGGAAGAAAUUCUUUCAACUGCCUGGCUUACUGCAAAAUAUUUGAAAAAUAUUAAUUUCAACAAGAAAGUAUAUGUUGUUGGUGGAACCUCUAUCAAAGAAGAGUUGGAUAAAUUUGAAAUUGAAAACUUCGGUGCUGGUCCUGAUAAUUAUGAAGCUAGAGGUUCUUCUAAUUUCACUUUAGAGAGUAGCGACAUCGAGUUAGUUCCUGAUGUUGGAGCUGUAGUGGUAGGCUAUGAUCUUUUCUUCAGCUAUCCAAAGGUUGCAAAAGCUAAGUGUUACUUGAAUGACCCCAAAUGCUUGUUUCUCGCUACAAACAAAGAUGAAAAGAUUCCAAUUGCAGGAGGUCUUACAGUUCCAGGUUCUGGAGCAUUGGUAGCGGCAGUGGAAGUUUGCUCUGAUAGGAAAGCAGAUGUAAUUGGCAAGCCAUCUCCAUUUGCCAUAGAUCAUGUCCUCAUUCCAAGUGGCAUAGAUCCAAAGCGUUGUCUUAUGAUAGGUGACAAAUGUAGCACUGACAUUUACUUUGGGAACCAAAGAGGCAUGAUUACAUUACUAGUUGAAACAGGACUUCACAGAUAUACUGAUUUGGAGAAAUUCAAAUCUUCUGGAAUGGACCAUUUAAUUCCAUCUUAUUACACUUCUUCAGUGGCGGACAUUUCAAAAAUAAUGAGGCUACCAUAAAACUUGUCACUAAUUAUCCAUAUUAAUUUCAUUUGUUUGUAUAAAUUAUUUAUGAUAUGAUUUAAAAAGAAAUUAGUAUUAGUACCAAUACGGUUAACGUUGAUAAAAUAUGGUUAAAACAUGAAUACCAUUACCAUCACAAUCAUUUGAAUUUUGAAUAAGCUUCAUGUUUUUUGAUAGUACGUUUUAGAACAAAGUGACAAAUGUCUUAAAAAGGGAAGUGGAAGAGAAGAAAUUGUGAUCUUAUAAUCACUUGAUGUUUUGAGAUCAGAGAUGUGCAAAUGCAACUCUGAGUACCAGAUACCAAGUAUUUUACUCAAAUUGAAUCACUAUUGGGAAUUCAAUCACUACUUCAGUUAAUCCUUUGACAUCAAUUGAAAUAGUAAUUAAAUUCUUUGGUACUCUAAAAAGGUCAGUAUUUGAGUAAAAUACUUAAGGACAGUAAUAGACUAGUGGCUAACAUGCAAGUUAAAAUCCUCAGUUCAAGGAUUUAUAUAGAUACUGCAACCCUGCAAUAUCUAUGGGGGCAGGGUGGCCAAGUGGACUAACAUGUGUGCACAGCACUGCGCAUUGCCAGGUUACCUGAUAACCGAAGUGAGAUGGAAAAAUUUUACAAGUUCAUAUCCCGGUACCUGGUGGGAAUUUUAACUCGGCAUAAUUCCCCCUCCUUCUCCUCUGGACCAGAAAAAAAAAACCAUGUAGCCUAAAAGGCGAGGAAGGGGAUAACAAAAAAAAAAGUGUAAAAUACUUGGUACUCUGGACUGAGAGUAGCAGUUUGCCAUCUCUGAUUGAUAUAGAAGUUAACACCAAACAACUAACUGACUAGAUCAAUGUUGUCACUAAAACAUAUCUAGCAUGAUAAUAAUUAAUACAAAUAAUUUGUCAUUCAAUAUAUAAUUGUGAAUUAUGCCAAUAAAAAAUGGAAUAGUUACAGCCAUAAACACUGAAUAAUUUUGUGUUCUAGCAUAUUUUAAUCCCAGAAUGAUGACAGAAUAUUAAUUUAAAUUUUGUGUAAAAGUAUAAUAUUUAAGUAUAUUAUAAAUUUAAUGCAUUACAA
Molecule: messenger RNA, 2223 nt
Organism: Nezara viridula (southern green stink bug)
Lineage: Eukaryota; Metazoa; Arthropoda; Insecta; Hemiptera; Pentatomidae
Source: the annotation of a GenBank genome assembly